Messenger RNA from Spirodela intermedia, 5505 nucleotides. The record is from the annotation of a GenBank genome assembly. NCBI's taxonomy places the organism in Eukaryota, Viridiplantae, Streptophyta, Magnoliopsida, Alismatales, Araceae.
AUGGAAAGCGUGUUCGGGUUGGUGGGGGAUGGCUUCGCGGUGGUGGCGGCGGACACAUCGGCCACGAGCAGUAUCCUCGUCCACAAGACCAACGAGGACAAGAUCAUGAAGCUCGACUCCCACAAACUCCUCGGCGCCUCCGGCGAGCCCGGCGACAGGUCGUUCCUGAAACCCUAGCACACUCUGGCCCUCUUUCCGAAUCGCCCUUCGAUCACGGCCUCGGUGGGUUAUGGUCUAUGACCGUAGGUUGUGGUUUCUUCUGUUUCCAGAGUCCAGUUCACGGAGUACAUUCAAAAGAACGUUCAUCUGUACCAGUUCCGCAAUGGCAUUCCCCUCACCACCGCCGCUGCCGCCAACUUUACCCGCGGCGAGCUCGCCACUGCGCUCCGCAAGGUGCCCGGAUUUUCAGCUUUUCAUUCUUUCUUUUUUCUAAUUGAUAUUAUCUUGUCCUUCGUUUUCUUUUAUAGAUGCCGCAUGUGUUAAUUGUAUCUGUGUUUUUUCCACCUAUUUAUGCAACCGUAUGUGCAUUUGGAUACUGGGUUUUCAUAUUCGCUGUUCUUUCGCUUGUGGCCUUUUUGAAAAAAGGGAGAAAAAAGCGCGACUUGUGGCGCUUUUCUUUGAGUUUCGCUUGCGGGUUUUUAGGGCAAGUGAUGGUAAUUUCAUGGAAAGGAGAGGGUCACGUUCCAUCUCUCGCCAUUCAGAAGUGUUUAAUUUCAUCUCAUCUGGAUUACUUUUGUAAAAGCCCCCAAACAGACGCUCACUUGUCUGGCUAACUUUGGUUUGAUGAUCUUUUUGUCCCAUGUUCAGUUAGUGAUUUAAGGUGUCACUCCUAGCUCACAUUAGUGAUCAUGGACUUGGGAACCUUGUAGUCUUUGUUAUCCACUUCUUUUUACCUGCGGGAAAUUAGUCCUCACAUCAUGUAUUUUCCUUCAUAGAACAUAACCACUGAUAAAUGACUUGAUUCUUUUGAUCUUAUUAAGCUAUAUACGCUAAAAUCCGCACUUAUGCUCGUGGCUGUUGUUUUAUAUCAAGCGAAGGAACUUUUAUAACUGAAGCAUGGCUGCUUGACAUUAAUAUCUUGCACUAAUGACUUUUAUCCUUCGUGGAAAAGAGCAUCUUGUAAAAGAAUUCUCCAAUCGAGAUAAAAGAGGUCUAAUUCAUGCAUCCCUUGACUGACACUAAGAGCACUUCAAUGACCAUUUUUAUAGCGAAAAAAUGGACUUCCCAUCAUGCCGGGUUAAAGUCAUGAUGACUGUUCCCGAUCAUGCCGGAUACUUAUUUGGAUUCAGCAAAAAGAUCCCAAGUCGAUGGUAAUAAGCUUACAUUUGUGGAUUUUACAGUGUGAGGAACUGCCAUCUAGGGUCUGGCAGGGGGGAAACUGAAGAGCCCUUUGUCAGAAUGUAAUGUUGGAAAUGGAGAAGGGAACCUUUUUUGCUAUUGUAGGACCAGUAAUUGUGGUUUUCCUCGAUUUAGUUUUGUUUUGUGUGGAAGAUGCUGAAAAUUUAAACUACCUAUGUAAUCCUGUCUCUCGUUCAGCAUGUGCCAAAUUACUUAGACACAAUUUUAGGGUUUUGAAGUCCACGUACGUGUCAACAGAAAUCUAAUGCCAGGCUUGAUAUCAUGUUGGAGACUUGCGAAGGCAAAAUCUAACUAUUUUGGAAAAUCAACGAUCACCUUAUUCAUCUGUCAUGUACAUUAUUUAGUUGACUUAUCCUGAUCCAUAUGUAAAUGGAUGCAUGUGCGUGCACAAAUAGGCGUUCGUAUAAGUAAAAUAUGUCUUAUUUUAAUGUUUUUCUCAUAAGCAAGCAUGUGUUUAAGCACAUUUGGCUGGCAUAUCGAUUUUCAAAAUAUUGGUGGUGGUGUUAAUCUCAUAAAUGUAUGUAGGCUUACUGAAUUCUAAAUUUAUGUGCACAUUAAAUUAUCCCACACACAACAUUCAAAAAUUUUCUGCUACACCUGUUGCCUUCAAAUGCUAAUCGUUAUUAAGUCCUCCUUCUGUGAGUACUUUACAUUUAAGUUCUAGUUAUCAGGAACGAGAGAAAAAAAUUCUCAUGGGUUCUGACUGACGGUUCAACAUAUUUUCUACGAUUUGGUCAUAUGUGACAUAAGUAUUGUUACCUCACCAUAUCCGAUUGCUAGGUGGCUACUUUGGGUCACAAGGUGGUGAUUACAAAGAUGAAUUUUAAAGCCAUUGGGGCUGUACAAUCUCCGUUGAUGUGCAGAUCUGAAAAUAUGGUUGACUUUUCGGACUGUUGCUAAUAUAUGCCAUCAAUUUGUGAAGUCAAUUAACAAGAUUUCGACAAUAUAUGAAAAAAUAAUGUGCUCUUUGUUAAGGCUUUUUACCUUAAUUUAAGAGGCUUGCAAAGUGAAGCUGCCUAGUUCUCAAUUGCCUUUUGUGAUCUAGAUAGCGAAACUGAGGUACCCAACUUCUCUGUUAGGAAAUGUGGUUGCGUUGGAUACCAGGUAGCCCAGAAAUUUAUUUUUCUUGAGGGCUGAUGUUGAAAACCUUGAAGCAUUGAAAUGAUCCACAUAUAUUGUACAUUUCUUACCCUCUGACUCUACAAAAUAAGAGAAAGAUAGACAAGUCACCCUCCUUUUCUCAUUGGCUUUAAGCCAUUUUUGGUGAAAUUCGACAUUGCAAUCAACUUUUGCUUCGAGAAUGCUGGCAACCCUGAAGCAUCUUCGAAUGAUUGACAUAUGUCGUAGAUUUCUCACCAUCUGAUUAAACAAAAGAAGAGAGUGAUGAACUAGUCACUCUCCUUUUGGGGAAAUUCCAAAUUGUAGUCAACUUUUGCUAGUGUGUAAUUGAUAAAUUGUCCUCUCUCUCUCUCUCUCUCGCUUUCCCUCUCUCUUCUUUCCCCAUUUAGAUACUGCUUGUCUUCCUCCGAUCUCUAUACCAACAGCGAGAAUUUGAGCCCAGCGGUUGCUCCUUUCUCUUCCAUGGCUUUCUUCUUUACCAUACUCUUGUCAGCUUAUUGGGGGUGGGUUAUCAUUAGUGUUCCGAAGAUCCACAUUGGACGAAGCCAUUGUAAUCAAUCUGUUAUCAUUCAACUGUAAGAAACAUUAUAUUUCAUUCGAACUCUAAAGGUUUUAACCAAGAAUUGUGCGAUUCUCCUAACCAAAUGAUAAAAAGUAGCACAUCAAAGGAGUGGAAAAAAAAGGAAAUAAUUACGAAGGAAAAAUAACCCAAAAAGUUGAAAAAAAAUGAAUAAAUCAUUGACAUAGAUAGGCUGGAAGAAUUUGAAUCAUCUAAACAAAUAACUUUAGGCUUGCCUCAAGCAAUGAAAUCCUGGUUCGUCAGCAUAGAGGAGCUUGGACGUAGAGAUAUUCCACGUGAAGGUGCUCUUUAUAAUUAGAUAAAUGACUUUGGAAUGUUUCAGGUUUAACCAUUGGAUCUAUUCUCAACAUCCCGGAAAGGGCCACUUUUUUGUGGAUACUAGUACCUCCAUUGUGCUUCUUAGUUUGGAUGCAAGGAGAAGUUAUGGAGUGAUUCUCAUCUCCCUCUCCACAAUGGACAUUGCAUUGUAGUAAGUGGGGAGUGGGCAUAUGCUGAUACAUUGAGAGUUGAUUGUCUUGAUAAAGAAAAGUCUUAUAGUUUAUGUCAGCAAAGUAGUCAAGGAGGGAAAUGGGAACAGGUAUCUGAGCAAUCCAUUCUGAUCUUAAUUUGGACUGCAGCAAGCAUGGCAUGUUCGAUGAUGAAUAGUGACUAAUUUUUUUUCUUAAAGAUUGAAAAAAUGAAAAAACUUACUGUUUGUUGAAUUUUAAAACUAUAUAAAAAUUGUAAUGUACAUUGGCUAUUUACAUUGGAGAGUGGUUGGAUGGUAUUGUUGUUGUUGGUUCCGGGCUCUGCUUUUUUACCUUGAAUUUUGUUGAAAAGCAUGAGUAAAUCAUCCCUGCCCUGCUUUGAUGAAGAAAAGGAUAAAGCAAGAAAGGGGUUCUUCCCAAUCGUGGGAUUGAUCUUGACAGACUUUCUGGCUUUAAGUGAUUGACCCAUUUCUCCGGUUUUUUUGUCAUCUACCCUUGUGUAUGUCUACUUCCUCAAUACGUUUCAUGACAUUUAAUGUUUAAAAGAAGAAAUAAUCAUUUUAUUUUAUCUUUGACUCAAAAGCGAAGUUUGUAGUGUUGGGAAAAUGUCAAAUCCUACUAGACGUGGAUUCGUUUUCUCUGGCACAUGCAAUAGAGAUAUGUCUUGACAUCAGACCGUCAAGAGUGCAUGCUUUUUUCUAUUUCGUUGGAAUAUUCCUCUCUGCGGAGCGUUCUCUACAAACUGCAUUUUCAGAUAGUGAUUUCCCUCCCCCUGCUCGGGGAACCAUGGUCAAGUUAGAUUCUAUUACAGUAAUUUCCAUUGAACUCAUUUCCUGCCUUUUGGCCAACACAGUAAAUGGUUUUUAGACCUUCCUUGCAGAUUUUUCCAUAACUUUAUUUUUUGUUUUUGCCUUCACGUACGGGAACAUGUACAUAUGUACACUAAUUUAUCAUUUUUUCUGCUUUAUCUGAAUAAGAUCAUAUUCUGCAACUCGUAGAUAUCCUCUGCAGAUUCAAAGAAAACGAAGGCGUAAAGAAGGUUUUUCCAAAUGUAGUUGUUGUGCCAUUAUUUCAAGGGGUUAUAUAUAGAGUCAGCAUUACCUGAGCAAUCCUCCUUUUCAUCAUCCUCAUCAUUGCUAAUACUGAACAUCCUCAGGCCAUUUCUUUGAGACCACUGUAGUUCCACAAUUAUUGUGGAACUAUCCAAUAAUUGUGUUCCACUAUUACGGACUAAUAGCAAGAGCAAUAAUCAAAUCCUUUUAAGCUUUUUUAGAUUAUCAUUUUUCUCAUGAACGUAUAAUGUCUUCAAGAUCGUUCUCUACCAAGACAAGUCUGGUUAAUAAGUUAAUAUCGCUUGUUUCCAUCUUUAUUUCAUUAUAGUGAUAUUCGACGGUGAUAAUAUAUCUAUACUUGGUGCUUGGGAGGAUGUAGGUGUUCAAAUAGGCGUUUUCAGUCUCUGAAGACGCUGCUAUUUCUCUAAUUUGUGUAGCAUGUUAAAAGCUAUUGCGUUGAAUCAAAAUAUUUUUGACAGAUAAUUAUCCGACCUGUUUUAGUUAUUUGGCUGUGGCUUAACCACUUCAUUUCAGCUCUGUUAUUCGUUGACUUUGCCAAUCAUUUAUUAACCAGUGAGAAACUACUUAACUCUGGCUUCAUGGUCUCCAGAACCCGUACAAUGUGAACCUUCUAAUGGCUGGUUACGACAAGGGCAUUGGGCCGUCCCUGUAUUUCAUCGACUACCUGGCUACUCUGCACAAGGUGGAGAAGGGCGCCUUCGGGUACGGAUCUUUCUUCUGCCUCUCUCUCAUGGACAGGUACUACCACAGCGGCAUGUCCCUGCCAGAGGCCAUCAAACUGGUGGACGAGUGCAUAAUGGAAAUCCGGUCGAGGCUGAUCGUUGCGCCGCCCAAUUUCCUGAUUAAGAUCGUCGACAAGGACGGCGCCAGAGAGUAUGCAUGGAGGGAGUCCAUCAAAGAGGCCUAG